Molecule: messenger RNA, 5871 nt
Organism: Lemur catta (Ring-tailed lemur)
Lineage: Eukaryota; Metazoa; Chordata; Mammalia; Primates; Lemuridae
Gene: PCDH15
Product: protocadherin related 15
Exons: 34
Coding region: 1-5871 (1956 amino acids)
Biological process (GO): homophilic cell-cell adhesion; inner ear development; sensory perception of sound
Cellular component (GO): plasma membrane; stereocilium
Molecular function (GO): calcium ion binding
Source: RefSeq, a predicted model, not a curated record
AUGUUUCAACAGUUUUAUCUCUGGAAAUGUUUAGCUUCAGGGAUCAUCAUUGGCUCUCUUUUCACAAUCUGCUUCGGCCAGUACGACGAUGACUGGCAAUAUGAGGAUUGCAAACUAGCUAGGGGAGGACCACCAGCUACCAUAGUUGCUAUUGAUGAAGAGAGUCGGAAUGGUACAAUUCUGGUGGACAACAUGUUGAUCAAAGGGACUGCUGGAGGACCAGACCCCACCAUAGAACUCUCUUUAAAGGACAAUGUGGAUUACUGGGUGUUGCUGGAUCCUGUUAAACAAAUGCUUUUCCUGAACAGCACGGGCAGAGUUCUGGAUAGAGAUCCACCAAUGAACAUACACUCCAUUGUGGUGCAAGUCCAGUGCAUCAACAAAAAAGUGGGCACUGUUAUCUACCAUGAAGUGCGAAUCGUGGUGAGAGACAGGAAUGACAACUCACCCACGUUCACGCAUGAAAGCUACUAUGCCACAGUAAAUGAGCUCACUCCUGUUGGCACCACAAUAUUUACAGGAUUUUCAGGAGACAAUGGAGCUACAGACAUAGAUGAUGGCCCUAAUGGACAGAUAGAAUAUGUUAUUCAGUAUAAUCCAGAUGAUCCGACAUCCAAUGACACCUUUGAAAUUCCCCUAAUGUUGACUGGAAAUGUAGUGUUAAGAAAGAGGCUCAACUAUGAAGAUAAAACUCGCUACUUUGUCAUCAUCCAAGCUAAUGACCGUGCACAAAACCUGAACGAAAGGCGAACCACUACCACCACUCUCACAGUGGAUAUUCUGGAUGGAGAUGACUUGGGUCCGAUGUUUCUACCUUGUGUCCUUGUGCCAAACACUCGUGAUUGUCGUCCACUCACUUACCAAGCUGCCAUACCUGAGUUGAGAACUCCGGAAGAACUGAACCCCAUUAUUGUUACCCCACCGAUCCAAGCCAUUGAUCAAGACCGGAAUAUUCAACCACCAUCAGAAAGGCCAGGCAUCCUCUAUUCCAUCCUUGUUGGGACUCCUGAGGAUUACCCACGAUUUUUCCAUAUGCAUCCUAGGACUGCAGAACUUAGUCUCCUGGAACCAGUAAACAGAGACUUUCACCAGAAAUUUGAUUUGGUUAUUAAGGCUGAACAGGACAAUGGCCAUCCUCUUCCUGCCUUUGCCAGUCUACACAUUGAAAUACUGGAUGAAAACAAUCAAAGCCCGUACUUCACAAUGUCCAGUUAUCAAGGCUAUAUUCUGGAAUCUGCCCCUGUGGGUGCAACCAUUUCUGACAGUUUAAAUUUGACCAGUCCUCUAAGAAUAGUAGCUCUGGACAAAGACAUAGAAGAUACAAAAGACCCAGAGCUUCACCUUUUUCUGAAUGAUUACACUUCCGUCUUCACGGUUACCCAGACUGGUAUCACUCGCUACCUCACCUUACUUCAACCAGUAGACAGAGAAGAACAACAAACUUACACUUUUUCGAUAACAGCAUUUGAUGGUGUACAAGAAAGUGAGCCAGUUAUCGUCAGUAUCCGAGUGAUGGAUGCAAAUGAUAACACUCCAGCAUUCCCUGAAAUAUCCUAUGAUGUCUAUGUUUAUACAGAUAUGCACCCUGGAGACAGCGUCAUACAGCUCACUGCAGUCGACGCAGACGAAGGGUCAAAUGGGGAGAUCACAUAUGAAAUCCUGGUUGGGGCUCAGGGAGACUUCAUCAUCAAUAAAACAACAGGGCUUAUCACCAUCGCUCCAGGGGUGGAAUUGAUAGUCGGGCGGACUUACGCGCUCACAGUCCAAGCAGCGGAUAAUGCUCCUCCUGCAGAGAGAAGGCACUCCAUCUGUACUGUGUACAUUGAAGUACUUCCACCAAAUAAUCAAAGCCCUCCUCGCUUCCCACAGCUGAUGUAUAGUCUUGAAAUCAGUGAAGCCAUGAGGAUUGGUGCUGUUUUAUUAAAUCUACAGGCAACUGAUCGAGAGGGAGAUCCAAUAACGUACGCCAUUGAGAAUGGAGAUCCUCAAAGGGUUUUUAAUCUUUCAGAAACUACUGGGAUUCUAACCUUAGGGAAAGCCCUGGACAGGGAAAGCACCGACCGCUACAUUCUGAUCAUCACAGCUUCAGAUGGCAGACCAGAUGGGACUUCAACUGCCACAGUAAAUGUGGUGGUGACAGAUGUCAAUGACAAUGCUCCAGUGUUUGAUCCCUAUCUACCUAGAAAUUUAUCUGUGGUAGAGGAAGAAGCCAAUGCCUUUGUGGGUCAAGUAAGGGCAACAGACCCUGAUGCUGGAAUAAAUGGCCAAGUGCACUACAGUUUGGGUAACUUCAAUAAUCUUUUUCGCAUCACAUCCAAUGGGAGCAUUUACACAGCAGUGAAGCUUAACAGAGAAGUCAGGGACUACUAUGAACUUGUUGUUGUGGCAACAGAUGGAGCGGUACACCCUCGUCAUUCAACUCUAACACUGGCCAUUAAGGUUUUGGAUAUUGAUGAUAACAGUCCCGUGUUCACCAAUUCAACAUACACUGUUGUUGUGGAAGAGAAUCUGCCAGCUGGGACUACCUUCCUUCAAAUAGAGGCCAAAGAUGUUGACCUUGGAGCAAAUGUGUCUUACCGGAUAAGAAGCCCGGAAGUGAAGCACUUUUUUGCACUACAUCCAUUUACAGGAGAACUAUCCCUUUUAAGGAGUUUAGAUUAUGAGGCAUUUCCAGACCAAGAAGCAAGUAUCACUUUUCUGGUGGAAGCCUUUGAUAUUUAUGGAACGAUGCCACCUGGUAUUGCUACUGUCAUGGUGAUAGUAAAGGAUAUGAAUGAUUAUCCUCCUGUUUUCAGUAAACGGAUCUACAAAGGGAUGGUGGCUCCAGAUGCGGUCAAGGGUACACCGAUCACAACAGUUUAUGCUGAAGAUGCAGACACUCCUGGAUUACCUGGAAGUCGUGUGAGGUAUAGAGUGGAUGAUGUCGUGUUUCCUUACCCUGCCAGUAUUUUUGAUGUUGAAGAAGAUUCUGGAAGAGUAGUAACUCGAGUCAAUCUUAAUGAAGAACCUACAACAAUUUUUAAGUUGGUGGUAGUUGCCUUUGAUGAUGGUGAGCCUGUGAUGUCCAGCAGUGCCACAGUGAAAAUUCUUGUUUUACAUCCUGGAGAAAUCCCACGUUUCACACAGGAGGAAUAUAGACCUCCUCCAGUAAGUGAACUUGCCACCAGAGGGACCAUGGUUGGUGUAAUUUCUGCUGCGGCCAUUAAUCAGAGCAUUGUGUACUCCAUUGUUUCAGGAAACGAAGAAGAUAAGUUUGGAAUUAAUAAUGUCACUGGCGUUAUCUAUGUGAAUGCCCCUCUGGAUUAUGAGACCAGGAUGAGCUAUGUACUUCGAGUCCAAGCUGAUUCCCUGGAAGUGGUCCUUGCCAAUCUCCGAGUUCCUUCAAAAAGCAAUACAGCUAAAGUGUACAUUGAAAUUCAGGAUGAAAAUGAUCAUCCCCCAGUGUUUCAGAAAAAAUUUUACAUUGGAGGUGUAUCUGAAGACGCAAGAAUGUUUGCUUCUGUGCUCAGAGUUAAGGCUACUGAUAAAGAUACUGGCAAUUACAGUGCCAUGGCAUACAGACUCAUAAUACCACCAAUUAAAGAAGGAAAAGAAGGAUUUGUGGUGGAAACAUAUACAGGGCUUAUCAAAACUGCUAUGCUCUUCCAUAAUAUGAGGAGAUCCUACUUCAAGUUUCAAGUUAUCGCAACUGACAACUAUGGAAAGGGACUGAGCGGCAAAGCAGAUGUACUUGUCUCUGUGGUCAAUCAGCUGGACAUGCAAGUCAUUGUUUCCAACGUGCCCCCUACUCUAGUGGAAAAAAAGAUAGAAGAUCUUACAGAGAUUUUGGACCGCUAUGUUCAGGAGCAAAUUCCUGGUGCCAAGGUUGUGGUGGAGUCCAUCGGUGCUCGCCGGCAUGGAGAUGCCUUUUCCCUAGAAGAUUACACCAAAUGUGACUUGACUGUCUAUGCAAUUGACCCCCAAACCAACAGAGCCAUUGACAGAAAUGAGCUAUUUAAAUUUUUGGAUGGCAAACUGCUCGAUAUCAAUAAAGACUUUCAGCCACAUUAUGGGGAAGGAGGACGUAUUCUGGAGAUCCGGACUCCAGAGGCAGUGACCAGCAUUAAAAAGAGAGGAGAAAGUCUAGGAUACACAGAAGGGGCCUUGCUGGCUCUGGCUUUCAUCAUCAUCCUCUGCUGCAUUCCUGCCAUCUUGGUAGUUUUGGUCAGCUACAGACAGUUUAAAGUACGCCAAGCUGAGUGCACCAAGACUGCACGAAUUCAAUCCGCAUUACCCGCGGCUAAACCAGCAGCGCCCGCCCCUGCACCUGUGGCAGCGCCCCCGCCCCCGCCGCCGCCUCCGGGCGCGCAUCUCUAUGAAGAACUUGGAGACAGCACAAUGCAUAAUCUUUUCCUUCUCUACCAUUUUCAACAAAGCAGGGGAAAUAACUCAGUCUCAGAAGACAGGAAACAUCAGGAAGUUGUGAUGCCCUUUUCUUCCAAUACUAUUGAGGCUCACAAGCCACCUCCUAUAGAUGAAUCACUUAAGAACCAACCAAAGUCUACAAGAAAAUUUACAUUUCCAUCUGAUGAGGAUGCCUUGUGUACCCAUAAUCUCCUUUAUAAGGAAAAUAUAGAUGAAAGAUCAACAAAUUCAGGCUUUUCACUGAGAACAGAUUUUGUAGACCCAUUUUUACCCAAAACACAAGCCAAGAGUGAGUCUCUGAGGGGCCCAAGGGAAAAGAUUCAGAGGCUAUGGAGUCAGCCAGUCAGCUUACCUAAGAGACUGAUGAGGAACGUUCCAAAUAGGCAAGAAGUCAUAGAUCUGCCGCAAUGGCAAAGCACCAGGCAGAAAGCUGAAAAUGAAAGCCCUGGAACCUAUCCAAACAAAAGAAGUAGCGGCAAUCCAUUACUUACAACUGAAGACUCAAAUUUGACAGAGAAAGAGGAAAAAAGACAAGGUGAAACAUUGAUUGUAACGGGAACAAAAGAGUUGAAAUCUCUCUCUUCAGACUCUUCAUUUUGCUCUCCCAGACCUCGCUUCUCAUUCUCCACUUUGCCAACUGUUUCAAGAACUGUGGAACUCAAGUCAGAGCCUAAUGUCCUCACCUCUCCUGCUGACUGUUCCUUGGAACUUUCUCCUCCGUGCAUUUUAAAUUCUUCACUCAUUCAGAGAGAGACACCUGCCUGUAUGUUAGCUGUUGAAACCAAAAAGAACAUUCUUGAAAAGUGUUCCCAUGUUCCUUCUUCUUCGCCCUCUCCCUUUCCUCCUCCUCCUCCUUCUAUUCCUCCUCCCCCUCCACCUCUUCCUCCUCCUCCUCCUCCUUCUCUUGACAUUACUCCUUUUUCUCUUUCCUGUCCUCCUGCUUGUCCUCCUCGUCUCCCUCCUCCUUUUCCUCAUCCUCCACCAUUUCCCCUUUCUGUUCCUCCUUCUGCUCCACCUACUCCUCCUCCUCUACCUUCACUUCCAACUCUUCCUCCACCACCUCUUCCUCUUCCUUGUCCACUGCCUCCUUCAGCUUCGUUUCUAUCCACAGAGUGUGUUUGUUUGCCAGUCGAUAAAUGCACUCCCAACAAGACACCUGCCGAGGAAAUUAAACCCUCUGUGACAUGGCUUUCAGCAUCAACAACAGGGCGUAAUGCAGACCCUCAAAGAGAACCAAAGGGAAUCCUCAAACAUAUUGAAAAUUUAGCAGAACUUGAAAAGACAGUUGCUAACAUGUACAGUCAAAUAAAAAAAAACUAUCCACUCACAAACAUCUCAGAACUUCAAACUAUUUGCCCUUCAGAGAUAACAAAUCUUGAAAUCACAUCUGAAAAAAACCAGGAGAAUUCGAAUGUUAUCGAUGAGGGAAUUGAAAAACAACCUCACAGUCAAGCUACUUCACUGUAA